UGUAUUUUGAAAAUUUCUUGCAAACGAAGGUACCUUCUUCCUUCAUCAUCAAUCAAAAACCUUUUUUUUUUUCAUUUCCUUUCUCCUUUGAACUCUUCCCUCUCCACCCUCAAAAUCAAAUAUUUCCAUUUUCCCCCAAAAGUUAUCGCCAUGCGUGGUGAAAAAUCUUUAGCUAUAGUUGCAUCACCAUCUGCGGCGACGGAGACGAGAGAUUCAGCGACAGCGUUAGCUCCUGGGUUUCGAUUCCACCCAACAGAUGAGGAGUUGGUUAGCUAUUACUUGAAAAGAAAAGUUUCAAACAAGCCUGUCAGAUUUAACGCUAUCGCUGAAGUUGAUUUUUACAAGCAUGAGCCUUGGGACCUUUCAGACAAGUCAAGGUUGAAAACCAGAGACCAGGAAUGGUAUUUUUUCAGUUUACUGGACAAGAAGUAUGGAAAUGGAGGAAGAAUGAAUAGGGCAACAAACCAAGGGUAUUGGAAGGCCACAGGGAAGGACCGAGAAGUCCGCCACAAUGCACAGCUUAUUGGGAUGAAAAAGACACUAGUAUUUCAUAAUGGGAGAGCUCCAGAUGGGUUGCGGACCAAUUGGGUUAUGCACGAGUAUCGGCUUGUCGAAGAAGAAUUGGAAAGAAUUGGGGCAUUGCAGGGGUAUGUGCUAUGUAGAGUAUUUCAUAAGAAUAAUAUCGGACCACCCAAUGGAAACCGAUAUGCCCCUUUCAUUGAAGAAGAAUGGGAUGACGGUUCAGAAGCAUUGGUUCCAGGAGUAGAUGUUGGGGAUGAUGAUGUAGGUGGAAAUAAUUUGAUAGAUGGGAAGGAAGUGGCAGCAGAUAAGAAUGAAGUGAUUGAAAGGAAUGGUGUUCAAAGGAUUAGUUUUGAGCAGGAGAUUCAAAAUGCUGAUGAGGAUGUACCAGCUGAUGAUGAAGGUCCGAGGAAGUCACCGAACGAGAGAACAGAUGACCGUCCUUCACUAACUGCAUGCAAGAUGGAGAGACUGAAUAAAGGCCCUUCUUUAUGUUUGGUUAAUAGAGAAGCACCCUUACCGCUAAUCCAUUACAAGAGAAGACGCCAGAACGAUUCAGGACCCAACCAUGCAAAUGUUUCCGAGAACUCAACUAGAGCAACUCAGGAUAACUGUUCAUCUACAACAACAGCAGUGACGACCUCAAUGUCACCGUCAUCAGAUACAACCACGGCAGUUUCUGCACUCUUGGAAUUUUCUUUAAUGGAAUUCAGAGAAACCAGAGAGAAGAAGCCUCGUGUUCCACCACCGAUAUAUGAAACCGCUAAUCUGGAUUCAAUGUUGCCUCCUGGCUGCAUGAAACUUAUCAAGGAAUUGCAGGAUGAGGUCCGCAAGAUUUCUGCCGAGAGGGAGACAUUAAAGCUCGAAAUGAUGAGUGCUCAAGCGAUGGUUAACAUUCUCCAGUCGAGAUUAGAUGUGCUUAUCGAGGAGAAUGAGGAGCUGAAGGGGGGAGGGGGGAAGAGAAGGGAUCAUGUAGCCAUCCUUAAGAGGUAGCAUCUGGUUUGAAUCCAAACGUCUGCAAUAAUUUCUUCUCUGUUACUUGCAGCCUACUUCUGUAAAAAUGUAAACGAAGAGCUUAAGUACUCUUAAUGUUUUCUGGUGUUCUUCGUGGACAUUGUAUUAGCAUUUGGUUGUUGAA
Molecule: messenger RNA, 1657 nt
Organism: Hibiscus syriacus
Lineage: Eukaryota; Viridiplantae; Streptophyta; Magnoliopsida; Malvales; Malvaceae
Product: NAC domain containing protein 50-like
Exons: 4
Coding region: 151-1512 (453 amino acids)
Biological process (GO): regulation of DNA-templated transcription
Molecular function (GO): DNA binding
Source: RefSeq, a predicted model, not a curated record